Kwoniella botswanensis is the source of this 228-nucleotide messenger RNA. RefSeq lists its product as uncharacterized. The transcript has 2 exons. NCBI's taxonomy places the organism in Eukaryota, Fungi, Basidiomycota, Tremellomycetes, Tremellales, Cryptococcaceae. The coding region runs from base 1 to 228 and encodes 75 amino acids. The record is from RefSeq and is a predicted model, not a curated record.
AUGCUACCACCCUCAACCCAGCCAAGGCCUCCAAGUCUGCCAUCUUGGAUCUACAAGCAACCUUCUCUCCACACCAGAGCUACCGUUGAUCUCUUCAAGCUUUCGAAGACAUGCAGAAUGUCUUGUUAUGACAAUUCCGCUUUCUCAAAUCCAACAUCACUACCCGUCCUCGCUAGUUACACCCAAGCUCUCCGACCUGGUGUCAAGGCCUCUCUAGUCAAGGAGUAA